GUCCCUCUGGGGGGCUGCAGGGACUCGGCCCUGCUCAGCUGCCCGAGGCGUGUUUGCUGUGCUGGGGUGGGCAGGGCUGGCUCCUCUCCAGCACACUUGGCAUUUCCCACUUGCAACCAAGGGGGAGAGCUGCUCAAAAGAACAUGCAAAAUACGGUGCCAAAUCGUGCCCCUAGACGGAUUGCCACAGGAGCGCCUGGCUAAAAUGCAGGAGCGGGAGUGAAAUGAGCCGGGUUCCGAGCUCUACCGCAGACUUUCUGUGGGAUGCUUAAGCUUAGUUCUUCAAUUCCCCUGCCUGGAAAAUGGGGUUAGCGCUUCCAGUCCCACAGGAGCAUUGUGAGACUUCAGGCGUGUGAAGUUCUCUGAAAUUCUCAAGUGGAAAGCCUUAAAUAAGUAAAAUUGAUCAGAAGCGGCAAUAGGAGAAAUGGAGAUGCAGUCAUACUACACAAAACUCUUGGGAGAGCUCAAUGAGCAAAGAAAGAGGGAUUUUUUUUGUGACUGCAGUAUUAUUGUGGAAGGCAGGAUCUUCAAAGCUCACAAGAACAUUCUCUUUGCCAAUAGUGGCUACUUCAGAGCCCUAUUGAUUCAUUACAUUCAAGACAGUGGGCGACACAGCACUGCUUCUUUGGACAUUGUUACUUCAGAGGCCUUCUCCAUCAUCCUAGAUUUCCUUUAUUCAGGGAAGCUGGAUCUUUGUGGAGAAAAUGUUAUUGAAGUCAUGUCCGCAGCUAGCUACUUGCAGAUGACUGAUGUGGUCAAUUUUUGCAAAACAUACAUCAGGUCAUCGCUAGAUAUUUGCAGAAAAAUAGAGAGAGAAGCUGCUUUCUAUCAGGCUGAUAGCGGAAGCUCUAGUUCUGUCAGAGAGGGAACUUCUUAUGGUACAAAGAGCCAGUGCUCUGUCUCCGUCUCUUCUCUGCAAGAAAAGGAAAGGAUUUCUGAUUGUCAGAGAGAUCCUCCCUGUGGUGAAUGUAGCAGCUGCCACCCAAUGGAACUUGUGGUGAGAGACCCUGUAAGCAGUGAUUCUCCAGAUGACAUUAAUUCUUCUCUGCCCAAAGGGGUAGUAGAACCAAAAGUAGAAUUUGACUCUGAUGAAGUGGAAGUAGAAGUGGGUGAACGACUACAGCAGUAUCCAACUCCGUUAUCUCCUGAGCAGAUGGAAGAGGGGCUGCACAGUGGCCAGGCAAUGGACUUGGCCUGCAAUAACUAUCAUAUGAAACAGUUUCUAGAGGCCCUGCUACGCAACAGUGCCGCUCAAAGAAAAGAUGAUGUGGUUCAUCACUUUGUUCGGGGCUUUGAGGGUAGGCCAGAAGAUGCAGGAGUGGCCAUGAGUUCCAUGAUGGACAUUCACAGCGACUGGUAUGGUGAGGAUACAGGUGAUGUGUUAGUUGUGCCAAUCAAGCUCCACAAAUGCCCGUUCUGUCCCUACAUGGCUAAGCAGAAGGGAAUACUAAAACGGCACAUUCGCUCUCAUACAGGCGAGAGACCCUACCCUUGUGAGACGUGCGGCAAACGCUUCACCCGGCAGGAGCACCUUCGGAGUCAUGCUCUGAGUGUGCACCGAUCAAACAAGCCAAUUAUCUGCAAGGGUUGCAGAAGAACGUUCACAAGUAGCCUAUCACAGGGAUUACGGCGCUUUGGCUUGUGUGACAGCUGCACUUGUGUAACGACUACGCAUGAGGAUUCAAUGCCCAUUAACCUCAGUCUGAUGGAACCUUCAUCAGAAGGUCAAGAAAAGGGUGAUACAGACAAUGAUUGGCCUAUAUAUGUCGAAUCUGGUGAGGAAAAUGAUCCAGCUGAUGAUGAUGAUGCUGAUGAUAAGCAGGAGAUCCAUAGAAGCUUAUCAGACCGAGAGGCACUUAUGUAG
This is a messenger RNA of Mauremys mutica (yellowpond turtle), 1863 nucleotides long. It is a transcript of the gene ZBTB8B, whose product is annotated as zinc finger and BTB domain containing 8B. The transcript has 4 exons. NCBI's taxonomy places the organism in Eukaryota, Metazoa, Chordata, Testudines, Geoemydidae. Bases 424 to 1863 code for a protein of 479 amino acids. Gene Ontology annotation, molecular function: RNA polymerase II cis-regulatory region sequence-specific DNA binding; DNA-binding transcription factor activity, RNA polymerase II-specific; protein binding. Gene Ontology annotation, biological process: regulation of transcription by RNA polymerase II. The record is from RefSeq and is a predicted model, not a curated record.